Molecule: messenger RNA, 2362 nt
Organism: Zalophus californianus (California sea lion)
Lineage: Eukaryota; Metazoa; Chordata; Mammalia; Carnivora; Otariidae
Gene: ASAH1
Product: N-acylsphingosine amidohydrolase 1
Exons: 14
Coding region: 199-1386 (395 amino acids)
Biological process (GO): fatty acid metabolic process
Cellular component (GO): lysosome
Molecular function (GO): N-acylsphingosine amidohydrolase activity; fatty acid amide hydrolase activity
Source: RefSeq, a predicted model, not a curated record
GCCAUACUUGCCGCAACACCGAAAAGCCCCGUCCUCUCCUUCCUACCCCGUCUCUUCUGCGCUGCUCCCCCCCCGUCUCGCUUGGUGCGGUCCGGUGUCACUGGUCUCGCGGCGGCCGGGCUCGGCCUGCUCCGCGGCCAGGUGGUGCUUAUCGCCGCCUUUGCCCACGUUCUCUGGAGGGGCCUUGCGGCGGGGACCAUGCUGGGCCGGAGUCGCGUAACCUUGGUCCUCCUCACCGUGGCUGCUACCUGUGCGUUGGCGCAGCAGGCGCCGCCGUGGACAGAAAACUGCAGAAAAUCAACCUAUCCUCCUUCUGGACCAACCUAUAGGGGUCCAGUUCCAUGGUACACCAUAAAUCUUGACUUACCGCCCUACAAAAGAUGGCAUGAAUUGAUGGCUGACAAGGCACCAGCGCUAAGGAUUAUAGUGAAUUCCCUGAAAGAUCUAAUAAAUGCAUUUGUGCCAAGUGGAAAAAUUAUGCAGAUAGUGGAUCAAAAGUUGCCUGGCCUACUUGGCAACUUUCCUGGUCCUUUUGAGGAGGAAAUGAAGGGGAUCGCAGCUGCUACUGGGAUACCAUUAGGAGAGAUUAUUUCAUUCAAUGUGUUCUAUGAAUUUUUUACCAUUUGUACUUCAAUAAUAACAGAAGACAAAGAAGGUCAUCUACUACAUGGGCGAAACAUGGAUUUUGGCGUGUUUCUUGGGUGGAAUAUAAACAAUAAUACCUGGGUCAUAACUGAGCAACUCAAGCCUUUGACAGUGAAUUUGGACUUCCAAAGAAACAAUGAAACUGUCUUCAGGGCUUCAAGCUUUGCUGGCUAUGUGGGCAUGUUAACAGGAUUCAAACCAGGACUGCUUAGUCUUACGUUAAAUGAACGUUUCAGUAUAAAUGGCGGUUAUAUGGGUGUCAUAGAAUGGAUUUGGGGAAAGAAAGAUGCUAUGUGGAUAGGGUUUAUCACUAGAUCAGUUUUGGAAAAUAGCACAAGUUAUGAAGAAGCCAAGAAUAUAUUGACCAAAACCAAGAUAUUGGCCCCAGCGUACUUUAUCCUGGGAGGCAACAAGACUGGGGAGGGUUGUGUGAUCACACGAGAUAGAAAACAAUCUUUGGAUGUAUAUGAACUCAACCCUAAGCAGGAUAGAUGGUAUGUGGUACAAACAAAUUAUGACCGUUGGAAAAGCCCUUUCUUUCUUGAUGAUCGCAGAACACCUGCAAAGAUGUGUCUAAACCAGACAACCCAAGAGAAUAUCUCAUUUGCAACCAUAUAUGAUGUCCUGUCAACAAAACCUGUCCUCAACAAGCUGACUGUAUUCACAACUUUGAUGGAUGUUACCAAAGGUCAAUAUGAAACUUACCUGCGGGAUUGCCCAGACCCUUGCAUAGGUUGGUGAGCACACACCUGGCAUGAAGAUGGAAACUCACAUGCAUCCAACUAGUGCAGCCAUCUGAUCUCCUUCCAAAGACCAAGACUCAGGGCAGUUUCUUGUUAAGGCAUGAGCUUGUCUUUCUUAUGUUUACAGUUCAAACUGUUUCUGCCAUAACAGCUGAUUGUUCUAUUUACAGGUAACUUCUUUAUGUACAAAAAUCAGUCACCUAGAAUUUGCAGUUUCACUUCACUUUGAUUUUGGGGCAUAGGGAUGGGCAAUGAAUCUGUUAUGGGACCCACCUCCAUAGAAUAAAGCAAGAUUCUUGGUGGGUGUUGAAUCCAGCACAUCUGUACAUCAUUCAGUUUUUCACUUUAAUCCACAUAUUUGUAUGAUUUUCUUUUCCUUCUGGUUCAAACUAUUAAAAUUAGCACACCAUGGUCUUUGCUGUCUGUGACAGCAAUGUAAUUUCACUAAUUUUGAUUGGAGGGGGAUGAGACAGACAUUCAGCUCUGUAGUUAAGAGGCAAUAAUACUUGAGCCUUUGACCCUGAGUAGGAGUCCUUUUUUGGGUUCAUGAAGUAAUCCGUGUGCAAGGCAGCCUUUCAUACACAGAAUUGACAUGUUCGCUUUUUCAUGAGUACUCUACCUCCCGGUUAACUCCAGGCGGUUGUUAACUUCAGACAUGGAGCCCCAGGUUCUGUGAAUUAAUAGUAAAUAGGCCAAAGCCUUGUGGAAAGUGAGAGGUGAACCCAUAAACUCACAUAAAUAUCAUUCACUUAAUAAAUGUUUAGUUUAUCUUUCUGAUCACUAUGUAUUUUUAAAAAAACAUAGUUACUAAAAGUUUUUCAGAAAUCAGUCUAUUUAUGGAAAGUGCUAAUAGAACUUAACCUUUCAGACUUUAACUGUGAAAUGCAUGCCAGUUCGGCGAGACUGUAUCCACUUUAUUUUGUAUAAUGUUACUUGUAUUCAUGACGCUCAAUAAACAGACAUUGGAAGCAGUG